AAACUUAACUGAAGUGUUAACUUACAAGAUUUUUACAAAGAUAUAACUAUAAAAUUUAUAUGAAAUACAAAUAAGUGCUUUAGCAUAAAAACAGAAGAAGAAAACUGAUAAAAUAAAAUGCCGGUCGAUAUUUACAGUCAACCGCAUAAUGUGCUUAAUUCAAAGAGCUCCACAAAUCAAUUGCCCUUAGACGCAACAGCAGAUACCUCUUCAGCAUCUGGUUUGCCGCCGAUCGAUCAUCACCACACACAACACAACAUGAACAAACUUUGCCGUCAAGUGUCAAUUGAGUCCCCUGGGCCGGGGGCUAAGAACUGCGUCUUUAACUUUUUCGUUCCCAUUGAGGACACACCGCCCCAGGGAGCACGCAUUAAGAUUGUAUGUGCCGGCGCCUGUUAUCGUCGCCGAGAUCGCUCCAAUUCAAUUACUAGCAUCUCGUCAGUGUCUUCGGAGUUAAGCGACUAUUGCCCGACCAGCGCAUCGAUUACGUCGCUCACAUCAAUGUCCUCGCCCGCUCACCAGGGCAUACGUGAAGGUUCAUUCUUUCCUGGCUUUGAAGUAGCUGGUGUUAUUGAAUCACUGGGCUCAGAGAUUACAGAGGCAAACAAUCGUGGCUUGCACAUUGGUCAGCGCGUCAUUGUCUAUCCAUUUGAUGAGGCUCCGGCCGGCUAUGCCGAGCUAAUGGUGGUGCCCGAUCUUAAGCAUAUCGUACCGAUACCUGAUAGCCUGCCCAUAAGUGUGGCCGCCAUGCUGCCGACGGGUGCAUUGCUGGCCAUGAAUGCUGUCUUCAAGGCUCAAGCUGUGGUGACAGAGAUUCUAAAACAGCGUGCCAGCACUGAACCAAAUAAAAAAUGCAAGAUCUUAAUUGUGGGAACUGGUGGUCUGGCGCUCUGGGCAGUGCGCAUCGCUUCCUAUCACUUUGCAUUGACGGGUUCGGCCAGUGUGGACAUCACUGUGGCUAGUCUUAGGGAUGAAGGCUUCCGUUUAGCCACAGAAAUUAAAAACGUCAGCGUUGUGCAGUGGAAUGAGUGUCUUUACGAGCCACAGUUGAUCGAGCGCACUAAGGAUGUAUGCGGUGGACCCGUGGAUGUAGUUAUUGAUUUUGGCACAACUUCCAGAAGUCUGCAUCGCUCGAUGCACUGUUUGUCGAAAGGUGGUGUAGUUUUGAUUAGCGAUGAAGUGGCCGAAAAAUUGCUUCCAAAGUUCUCAAGACUCUCCAGCGAGUAUCAGCAGGAGAUAAUACCGAUUUCAAAUGGAACGGCAGAGCAGUUGGCGGAAUUGGUGCAAUUGGUGGCUACCAAAAAAAUAGAGCCCCCACCACAUUCGGUAUUCCCAUGCGAGCAGGCCGCUGAAGUUAUUCAAAAGUUAUGUAACUCUGAGAUUCCUGGACGCGCCAUAUUGCGCUUCCACGAUGUGGAAUAGAGCAUACACAUUAGUGGUUAACAUUAACUCAUUUUACAUACAUUCAGUGUUUUAAAAGGAUAUCUGAUUAUUAUUAUAGUCAAAGAGACAUUUGCAUAUUCACAUUACAACAAACUCUUGCAAUAAUCUCAAAGAUUAGAGAAGCAGAAGAAAUAUUUUAAUUUGCUUGAUUUGUAGUAGCGUUAGUAUCUGAUAGCUGUACUUUUGAUAUGCUUUGAUAUGUUUUAUACGAUCACUGAAAUUUUUGUUUUAAUUAUUUUUGGAUUCGAUUAUAAGAACUUUAAGUAUUAUAUAAUAGAUUGUGAUUGAUUUUAAUUUAAGCAAACAAUAUAACAACUUAUUUACAAGGAACUCGUUCGAAUUUCAUGUCUGAAUCAUUUACUAUUUUAUUUGCGUAAAUACAUACAAAUAAGUUCAUUCUUGCACAUGCUGCGCAUCACAUUAAGGAAUAAUUGUAUUAUUGUUUUAUGGUUUAUUUAAAAAGUGAACCCAUAGAACAAAUACGAUAACUUAAAAUAAAUGUUAUAUAAUACAAAUUGUUAACAAAA
This is a messenger RNA of Scaptodrosophila lebanonensis, 1970 nucleotides long. RefSeq names its product quinone oxidoreductase (gene Drat). The record is from RefSeq and is a predicted model, not a curated record. The transcript is spliced from 3 exons. Gene Ontology annotation, molecular function: oxidoreductase activity. NCBI's taxonomy places the organism in Eukaryota, Metazoa, Arthropoda, Insecta, Diptera, Drosophilidae. The coding region runs from base 118 to 1422 and encodes 434 amino acids.